AUGGACACACUUGGACCUCGAAUUAUGGUAAAUGUUGGCACUCAAGCUGUUUCAAACACAGGACUUAAUCCACGAGAUUUAGCUCCAUUAACAAAUGAUGCAUUUCUUGCUACAUUUACAGGAAAAACACCAUUAUCAGCAAGUAAUGGUAUAUCACGACAACAUAAUAAUUAUCGACAAUCUUAUACAACACAAAUGGAACGUGUUACCAUUCGUUCAAAAUCACGACCAUUAACAUCAAAUGGUACUGAAUCAAUUGAACCAGAUUCAGCUAUUUUAUCAAUUAUUCGUGGUAAUGGAUCAGAUAGUAAUCAACAACAACCAUCACAACGACAAUUACCAGGCACUCGUAAUCGUCGUCGUUCAUUCAAUCAACAACUUAUGGGUGGUUGGAAUGAUGUACCAUGUUCACCAAAUUAUCGACCAACAAAUGAUUCGACUCGUCGACGUCGUACACGUUCAGGUGGUGCACAACAACAAAUAAGUGUUGUUGAUCAAAUGGCUGCUCAACCACAUAUUCCAUAUGCUAUUUUACCAAAACGUUUUGAACCUAAACAAGUACCAACAAAUGGUCGUCAACAACAAUCACGUUCAUUAAAUAAUAAUAAUUAUAAUAAUUAUAACAAUAAUCUUAAUGGUGGUGAUCGUCGUCGUCGCCCAAAUCCUCCACGUCGUUCACAACGACAACAAGAAUAUUAUGAUGAUCAAUGGGAAGAUGAAGAUGAUGAAUUAUGGCUCGAACCAAUGCCAUCAAUGAUGAAUCGACGAUUCACUCAACGACCAAAUCGAAACUUUAAUCAAACUACUGGUUAUUAUGCACCACGUCAACGUGUAGAUAAUUAUUAUGAUUCAUAUUCAUAUGGUCAAAUGUCUCGACAAGGACAAUUACCAACUCGUCCACGUCGUCGUAUGACAUAUCAAGAUGACGGUUAUGUUCCAUUUGAUAUUGUACCAUCAUAUGAUCUUAAUGAAUGGCAAGGUCCAUAUGCACGACAACGACAAUCAUUAUACUCAUCACAACGUGGUGGAUUUCGUUAUGGAAAUGGUUUCAUUCAUGAUGAUCAUCGUGUAAAUGGUUCAUCAAGACAAUCACGAAAUACAUCUAAACCAUUAACACCAACACGUAAUGGUAAACAAACAAAAUCACCAAGAAAUACCAAAGGACAACAAAAACGUCGUACUUCUCGACCACAUAAACAACGAAAUCAAAAUUCUAAAACUGAAGGAACACCAUUAACAAGUACAAAUGAUAAUGAACUCAGUACUGAAGAUAAAAAAAAACAAGAAGAAACAACAACAUCAUCAUGUGAAACUGAACACAAACCAUUAGAACCACGUGAUCAUGACCAUAAAGAAACAGAUGGUGAACACAAAUCAGAAUAA
Adineta steineri is the source of this 1383-nucleotide messenger RNA. The record is from the annotation of a GenBank genome assembly. Lineage: Eukaryota; Metazoa; Rotifera; Eurotatoria; Adinetida; Adinetidae.